Schistocerca nitens (vagrant locust) is the source of this 1723-nucleotide messenger RNA. RefSeq names its product tubulin beta-1 chain-like. Gene Ontology annotation, biological process: mitotic cell cycle; microtubule cytoskeleton organization. The record is from RefSeq and is a predicted model, not a curated record. NCBI's taxonomy places the organism in Eukaryota, Metazoa, Arthropoda, Insecta, Orthoptera, Acrididae. Gene Ontology annotation, molecular function: GTP binding; structural constituent of cytoskeleton; GTPase activity. Bases 102 to 1445 code for a protein of 447 amino acids. The transcript is spliced from 3 exons. Gene Ontology annotation, cellular component: microtubule; cytoplasm.
GGCGGAAAGUGUGCUGCUGUGUCGGUACCGGAUCGAUUGCAGUCUGCGAGAGUACGAGCGAGAGUGAGUACGUGUUUGGCAAGCAGUCCAGCCGUCGCAAUAUGAGAGAAAUAGUUCAUAUACAGGCUGGUCAAUGCGGUAACCAGAUCGGCGCAAAGUUCUGGGAAAUUAUAUCGGACGAGCAUGGGAUUGAUCCAACUGGUGCCUACCACGGAGACUCCGAUUUGCAACUGGAACGCAUUGAAGUCUACUACAAUCAGGCAUCAGGGGGCAAAUAUGUGCCUCGUGCUAUCUUGGUGGAUCUCGAACCCGGUACGAUGGAUUCUGUUCGGUCGGGGCCUUUUGGACAGAUAUUCAGGCCAGAUAAUUUCGUUUUUGGUCAGAGUGGAGCCGGCAACAACUGGGCAAAAGGCCACUACACGGAGGGAGCUGAACUGGUAGAUUCCGUGCUGGACGUUGUACGCAAGGAGGCAGAAGGCUGCGAUUGCUUACAGGGAUUCCAGCUAACCCACUCCCUGGGUGGUGGCACAGGUUCUGGCAUGGGUACCUUGCUUAUUUCAAAGAUUCGUGAAGAGUAUCCCGACAGAAUUAUGAAUACUUAUUCCGUUGUGCCCUCGCCCAAGGUUUCUGACACAGUUGUGGAGCCAUACAAUGCCACACUGUCGGUACACCAACUAGUAGAAAAUACUGAUGAAACUUAUUGUAUUGACAAUGAAGCCCUGUAUGACAUUUGUUUUCGCACACUGAAACUUGCAAUGCCAACAUAUGGAGAUCUGAACCAUUUGGUUUCCUUAACAAUGUCUGGUGUAACAACUUGUCUAAGGUUUCCAGGACAGUUAAAUGCUGACUUGCGCAAAUUAGCAGUUAAUAUGGUUCCUUUCCCACGCCUACAUUUUUUCAUGCCUGGGUUUGCCCCACUGACAGCUCGUGGCAGUCAACAGUAUAGAGCCCUUACUGUUCCAGAGCUUACACAACAGAUGUUUGAUGCUAAGAACAUGAUGGCAGCUUGUGAUCCUCGUCAUGGUCGAUACUUGACUGUUGCAGCUAUCUUCAGAGGUAGAAUGUCCAUGAAAGAAGUGGAUGAGCAGAUGCUAAACAUCCAAAACAAAAAUAGCAGUUACUUUGUAGAAUGGAUCCCAAAUAAUGUUAAAACUGCAGUGUGUGACAUUCCACCCCGUGGGCUCAAAAUGUCUGCUACGUUCAUUGGAAAUUCUACUGCUAUUCAGGAGCUCUUCAAGCGCAUAUCUGAGCAGUUUACUGCUAUGUUCCGCCGUAAAGCUUUCCUUCAUUGGUAUACUGGAGAGGGGAUGGAUGAAAUGGAGUUUACUGAGGCGGAGUCAAACAUGAAUGACCUGGUGUCAGAGUAUCAGCAGUACCAGGAAGCUACUGCAGAUGAAGAUGCAGAGUUUGAAGAAGAACAGGAGGGGGAAGUCGAGGAAAAUUGAGAUAUGCCCUUUAAUGCAUUCUAGAGAGUAUAAUUUCUGUUCCAUUUGAUGUGAAUUUUUAGGACGACACAAUUAAUGCGUACUUCGGUUAGUAUGUUUAAUGUGUAUGCUAUUGUAUGUUGUAGAUAUGACAGCAACAAUAUCAUGAACUCCUCAUUUCAAAUAUCAGCAGAGAACUUGUUAGCAAUCUCAGUUUUUAAAUUUUAUAUCAGUUUCCUAAUUUUUAUAUUAUAAAUUUUAUUAUUUAUACUAUAAAUAAAAUGUCAUUCUUGUCUGAA